AGACGUCAACGAGUCCGCCCUUGAAACCACCGCGGCCAUGGCAGUGCUGACGGUCCUUCUGCGCGGUGGCGCCCGCGGGCGCAGCCCCCUGCUGCGGAGCCUGGUGCAGGAAGUAAGAUAUAUGAAGCGCAGUUAUGUAGCAAAACCUACAUUGAAUGAGGUGGUCAUCGUAAGUGCCGUAAGAACACCCAUUGGAUCUUUCCUAAGCAGUCUUUCCUCACUGCCAGCAACUAGACUUGGCUCCAUUGCAAUUGAGGGAGCCCUUGGAAAAGCAGGAAUCCCAAAAGAAGAAGUGAAAGAAGUAUACAUGGGUAAUGUUAUACAAGGAGGUGCAGGACAAGCCCCUACCAGGCAGGCAGCGCUGGGUGCAGGCUUGGCUGUUUCUACUCCAUGCACCACCAUAAAUAAAGUCUGUGCUUCAGGAAUGAAAGCCAUCAUGAUGGCAUCUCAGAACCUCAUGUGUGGACAUCAGGAUGUAAUGGUGGCAGGAGGGAUGGAGAGCAUGUCCAAUGUGCCCUUUGUGAUGAACAGAGGAGCCACCCCGUAUGGUGGAGUCAAGCUUGAAGAUUUGAUCGUGAAAGAUGGCCUAACAGAUGUCUACAAUAAAAUUCAUAUGGGAAACUGUGCUGAGAACACGGCAAAGAAGCUUCAUAUUUCGCGGGAUGAACAGGAUACUUAUGCUAUUAACUCCUACACCAGAAGCAAAGCAGCCUGGGAAGCAGGAAGGUUUGGAAAUGAAGUUAUUCCUGUCACAAUUACAGUAAAAGGUAAACCUGAUGUAGUGGUGAAAGAAGAUGAAGAAUAUAAACGUGUUGAUUUUAGCAAAGUUCCCAAGCUGAAGACGGUUUUCCAAAAGGAAAAUGGCACAGUGACAGCUGCCAACGCUAGCACCCUGAACGACGGAGCCGCUGCCGUGGUUCUGAUGACAGCAGAUGCGGCCAAGAGGCUCAAUGUAAAGCCACUGGCAAGGGUAGCAGCAUUUGCUGAUGCUGCUGUCGAACCUAUUGAUUUUCCAAUUGCACCAGCGUAUGCUGUGCCCAAGGUUCUUAAAAAUGCAGGACUGAAAAAAGAAGAUAUUACAAUGUGGGAAGUGAAUGAAGCCUUUAGUCUGGUUGUACUGGCAAACAUUAAAAUGCUGGAGAUUGAUCAUCAGAAAGUAAACAUCAACGGAGGAGCCGUUUCUCUGGGACAUCCGAUUGGGAUGUCUGGAGCCAGAAUUGUCGUUCAUAUGGUUCACACUUUGAAGCCAGGAGAAUACGGUCUUGCCAGUAUUUGCAAUGGAGGGGGCGGGGCUUCUGCCUUGCUGAUUCAGAAGUUGUAGACCAAAGAAGAUAAUCGUUAUGCAAUCAGAAAGGCCUGCUGCAAUAAAUCAAAUACCUAACA
Molecule: messenger RNA, 1383 nt
Organism: Echinops telfairi (small Madagascar hedgehog)
Lineage: Eukaryota; Metazoa; Chordata; Mammalia; Afrosoricida; Tenrecidae
Gene: ACAT1
Product: acetyl-CoA acetyltransferase 1
Exons: 13
Coding region: 38-1321 (427 amino acids)
Biological process (GO): fatty acid beta-oxidation
Molecular function (GO): acetyl-CoA C-acetyltransferase activity
Source: RefSeq, a predicted model, not a curated record